UUUCUCUCUCAGUCUCAGGCUGUGCUUUCACACGAGCGGAGCGUCUCCUCGGCUUCAGCACUGCCACAUCUCUCUCUCUCUCUCUCUCUCUCUCCACGUCACUGCCGUCUCUAACCGAGAGAUCAGAGAGAGGAUGGAGUCCGUGAUGCUGCAGAGCCCGUUUCAUUAGCAUGAGACCUUCUCUCUCUGAAGCAGACAGCUCUCUCCGCUGCAUGACACUGGGACUGAGCAGGAAUGGAGAGAACGGAUUCACCCAGACAGGGAGAUAAAGUUAAUCAGACCUGCAGAAACAGACGGGGAUCGUAGGGAAGAGGAGCGGCCGAAUUCGGUGAUGAAGCUGAGAAGAGACGGCCGGAUCGUUGUUUUCCUCUUUCCGUCCCGAGUGCCGUCUCGGAGGCUGGAGUCCCUCUUGCUUGAUUUAUUUUGGUUCGUCCCUCACUCCAGCUCACGUCUUGUGUCUCUGGAGGUUUAGAAGAAUCUGUCGACUGGACCAGCGUCGCUCUGCGUCUUGUUUCUCCAACCGUCCCUUGGGAAGCUCAUUCUCUGUUUUUCUUCCAUUCGUUUUUAAUUUAAGAUUCCUCCGUCUGUUGGAGUUCUCCAGGAUGGCGUGUGUCUCGUCACUAGUGUUCUGGACUUUAGAUGGAUAACCUCUUGGCAAACUUGAGGAUCAACUCACCAGAUUUGGGAGGAUUCUAGUUUGGUUGAGGCUUUUCUUUGGUUUUGAGUUUCAAUGUAGAUCUAACUAGAGGUUUAUAGCGUUUUAGUUUAUUAGUCAGCUUAAACUGGCAGUUUUGGAUGAUUAUUAUUGCAGUUUUUGAAGGGUAGUUGUCCUGACCCUUGGAUUGCAUCGUGGAAAUUGGAAUUGUCUUCUGAUUUUUUAUUUUUAUUUUUUAUUUUUUGCAGUUUUUACUAUCCUUAACAACCAAGAUCUUUUUGAUUCCACAUGAUUGAGGCAUUUUUCCCAGCUGCGGGAAUCUAGAAACCAUGGAUACCGGCUCGGCCUGAAAUGUCUUCCUGUUUUUGUCACGUGAGGAGGCGUGGCAUGGAGGCCCCUCCCCUUUUCUCUUCUGCCCUCAGGGCUUUGCUUCUGUCCAGUGGAUUAGUGCUUUACCCACGAGCCCCAGCUGUCGCUCCGCCCCGGGUCUUCUGGACCAGCGUGUCCGGGUUAUGGCGGCUGGUUCUGUCCCUGGCGCUACUCGCCUUCCCGGGCCCAGCGGUCUCCGCCAGAGUAUCGUCAAGUCUGAGCACAACGCAUCACGUUCACCAUUUCCACAACAAACACGGCACCGUGCCAAUCGCCAUCAACCGGAUGCCCUUCCUGACGAGGGGAAGCCACGCUGGGACUACCUACAUCUUCGGCCGUGGAGGAGCCCUCAUCACGUACACGUGGCCCCCGAAUGACCGUCCGAGCACGCGGGCAGACCGGCUGGCUGUGGGCUUCAGCACUCAGCUGAAGGAGGCCAUUCUGGUGCGGGUGGAGAGCGCCAAGGGUCUCGGAGACUAUGUGGAGCUUCACAUAGAGCGCGGGAGGGUCGGCGUGAUCUUUAACGUGGGGACGGAUGACAUCGUCAUCGAGGAGAGCGGCGUGAUGGUCAGUGACGGGAAGUAUCAUGUGGUCAGAUUCACGCGGAGCGGCGGGAACGCCACGCUACAGGUGGACAAUCUGCCCGUGCUCGAGCGCUUCCCGUCAGGGAGCUUUAAUAGUGAACGGCUGGCUAUUGCUAGACAAAGAAUCCCGUACCUACUCGGUCGGGUAGUUGACGAGUGGCUACUCGACAAAGGUCGGCAGCUGACGAUCUUCAACAGCCAGGCGUUUAUUAAGGUGGGCGGCGGUGAGAAGGGCCGUAACUUCCAGGGUCAGAUCUCAGGGCUGUACUAUAACGGCCUGCAGGUGCUGAAGCUGGCGGCGGAGGGCGACCCGAAUGUGCAGGUGCAGGGCAACCUGCGUCUGGUGGGAGACGUGCCCUCCGUCAUGAGCACCGACACCACCUCCACCACGCCCCUCGCAGACAUGUCCACCACCAUCAUGGAGACCACCACCACCAUGGCCACCACCACCACCCGCAAACAACGCUCGCCCACCAUGAGAGACAGCGUCACGCAGAAUGCUGACGAUCUGUUAGUAGCGUCAGCAGAAUGUCCAAGUGAUGAUGAAGAUCUCGAGGAGUGUGAGCCUGGAAACGGAGGUGAACUAGUGUUGCCAAUUAUAACUGUGGAUUCCCUUGACCCCCCGUCAAUUGUGACACAUUACCCCGUUAUUCCCCCGCCCCCGACCUAUCGCCCCUUCCUCACCUUGUUCGAGACCACCAAAGAGUCUCUCCCCUUGCCCGUCCGGCCCCCCUGUCCGCUGGACCAGGAGGACUGCGAAGAGCCCAUGGAGGUCUCGGCCUACGGUUCGGGCGAGAUGACGGAGUCCGACGAUGAGGACUACUAUAAAAACUCCCCCCUCGUCACUGAUCGGACGGUACUCCCCCCUCCCCCUGCGGCCGGGAACCCCCGAGGCGACCGGCCCUUCGCCCGUUUGCCCAACUCCCAUCGGCCGCCACUCCCAUUAACCCCCACGGCCCCCCCGGUGUCCCGGCUCAAACCUGGCAUCAACAGUGGCCCCAACAUCCCUGCGGGUAAAAUGAACACCCGUGACCAGGUGCUGCUGCCGCCCAUACAGCCGUCGGGAGACCCUGAACACGGCGGGCGGCAUCGACACAAUCCAGGUAUAACAUAUCCUCCCAAUUUCCCCCAUGUGCCCACUACAGACCCCUCGUCACCAGACCGAGGGCCUCCAGGAGCGGUGGAGGUGAUCCGAGAGUCCAGUAGUACGACGGGCAUGGUGGUGGGCAUCGUGGCCGCAGCCGCCCUCUGCAUCCUCAUCCUGCUCUACGCCAUGUACAAGUACCGCAACCGCGACGAAGGCUCCUACCAGGUGGACCAGAGUCGCAACUACAUCAGCAACUCGGCCACGCAAAGCAACGGCACCCUAGUGAAGGAGAAGCAGCCCGGCGCAAAGACGGGCACAAAGAGCAAGAAAAACAAAGACAAGGAGUAUUACGUCUGAGCUCGGCCUCCAGAGGGACCGAUGCGGAAGCGAGGGGGAGAAUGAGAGAGAUAGGAUGAGGAAUGGAAAGGGAGGUCCAGGUAUUUGUUGGCAGUUUACCGGUCACAUUUAGAGCUCUGACAUCAGUCUUCUUUAAUUUCCUGUCUUGUCUAGCUGUUGGCCUCAUUUCCAGCAAAACCUAAAGAGUUCAAAAGUGUCUAAGGUUUGGAAUCAUCCCCUCCCUCAUUUCCAUUUUUGAUAGAUAAUCCUUAUUACAAAAAAGAAACUCUGCAAACAUUUUGUAUUCGAGAAAAGUGUUUUUUUUCCCUCACAUGUAAUUUGACGCUCUAGUUUGUUCUUUGUAAAUACUAUGUGAGUCCUCAAUAUUCAGAUCAUCUCCUCACCUGAUGUUGAAACCCCUGUGUACGCCAGGCUGCUUGUACAAUCCAUUGUUGCUCCAUCAGAGCAUUGGAUGCGGUUGAGAAUCGUUUGGGAAUGAGAGCAGUUCAGUUGGAACGGCUUGGCUUAGGUGACAUUUCAGGAACAGAUGGUGCCGAAAACGUUUAGCAGUCACACUCCUCCGUAAUACUGCCAAACCAGCUCUGUGUCAAAUCCGUCUCCCUCUCUUUCCAAGUGCUUCACGUUUUCAUCCUCCGCUCCCUUCGUUUCUCUCUUUCUCUCUUUCCCCGCACCCUUUCUUGGCUUGGUCUCUUUUUCUCCUUGUCCUUGGUGCUCAGGAGCAGAUGCAACGUAAUUCUGUUGUGUUUCCAGCAUGUGGUAUUCAAAAUGAAAAGAGACAAAAACUGUUUCUGUGGAGUCAAAUAAAUAUAUAUCUAUAUCUCAAACCGUUACAACUAGCGAAACAUCUGUGGAACUCCCGGAGGUCUGCGGUCGCCCCGUGUUCCAGCAAAUAUUCGUCCUGUGUUUUUGGGGUUCCACUGGGCUCUGUCCUGGACCCGCUGAGGAUCUUGGUUUCUGCUCCACAUUCAAGAACCUGAAACCCCCAACAGCAAAUAGAUAUAGUCAUAUACAGAUAUUUGAAAAGACAAAGGGACACAAGCAUCUGGAAGUCUGGCACGAUUGAUCAAGACCCACAUUACAUCAACAAACCAUAUCAGUGGAAACAGCAGAGCAGGAUACUAGGAUGUCUUUUGUUUUGUUUUCUAUGUAUGUGUGCGUGCGUUCUUUUUUAUUUUGUCAUGUCAAAGGGAAAAGACAGUAAUGUUCCAGUUAAUGUACAUUCCACGUAGGGAACGUGAACUCUCCUGCGUCUUUGACCACGUUCUCUCAGGAGGAAAGUAGGUAUAAACUUUGCACAUUUAAUGGAACAAACUCUCUUGAAAGAAAGACGAAAUGGCCUGUUACUUGGAAGAUGUGCAUCUUGAACUUUAGUAUUCUAGUUUUCUCAACUCUAUUAAAAGAACUAAACUCUGCAUUGAAAAGAAAAUGUUUAAAACAGUUUGUGAAAUGUCUAAAUAUCUGAAUCUCAUCCCAAUGCUAAAAGAGAUGUGUUUUUCCUAAUUAUCAUCCCUAAGAAAAAGAAAGAAAAUGCAAUGAAAUGCAAAGAUCAGUGAAUUGGAUUUCAGAAAGCAGAUGCUCCUUUGAAUAUUAAACAGCAAAAUGUGAUUUGGUUUACAAGAGAACAUUUCCUUUGCCAGGCGGGAGAAGUAUCUCCUUGAAUCCUGGAGUUUUUGAUCGUCUUACUCUAUCCUCCGUUUGAAUCAUGUCGCUCACUUUACCCAGUGUGUGGAGGGCUGUUCAUACUCCAUACUCACUCAAUGAGGAUGACAUCAUCAUCAUUUGAUUUCACUCUUCCAUCUCUGUGUUUGUGUGAGCGGUCGUGCGCUUGUUUGUCUGUGUGAAUGUGUCUCCAUUAUUUCCGUUCCUGUUCAGUUACGUUUCUCCUCAGCUCUCUUGUUCUUUCUAAAUGUUAUUGUAGAGUGUUCCAGUGAGAUGAAUCUGCAUACACGUAUAUUAACAGAAGGGAAUACAAUUGGUUAUAUACUUCUUA
Messenger RNA from Cyprinus carpio (common carp), 5042 nucleotides. Its product is annotated as neurexin-1-beta-like. The transcript is spliced from 7 exons. NCBI's taxonomy places the organism in Eukaryota, Metazoa, Chordata, Actinopteri, Cypriniformes, Cyprinidae. The record is from RefSeq and is a predicted model, not a curated record. The coding region runs from base 1007 to 3052 and encodes 681 amino acids.